Molecule: messenger RNA, 670 nt
Organism: Amblyraja radiata (thorny skate)
Lineage: Eukaryota; Metazoa; Chordata; Chondrichthyes; Rajiformes; Rajidae
Gene: mcrip2
Product: MAPK regulated corepressor interacting protein 2
Exons: 5
Coding region: 32-535 (167 amino acids)
Source: RefSeq, a predicted model, not a curated record
CGAAGGACCUGUUCCUGUGCUGUUCUGUUCCAUGUUAACACACAAGGUCACAAUCCAGACUUCCCCCCUUCUCCACCGCCAGUUACAUUUACCCACCGUGAGCCGCAUAGAGGUGACCCCCCGUGCUGAGUGGCUCCGGCCGGGUUUGGAUCUCCCGGGUGAGGAGCGAGGUCCGUCCCAGCAGAUCGAAGCCAAGCCCGGCUGCGACUUGAAGCAGACGGAAAGCGGCCCGGCCCCCAGACUGGUCUUCAACCGAGUGACGGGCAAGCGUUACGCGUCGCCGGGGGUCACCGAGACACGAGAGGACGAGGAACACACGCCGGCACACGAGGAGAACGUUCGCUUUGUCUACCAGGCCUGGCAACAGGUGGAGGAGGAGUUGCUGGCCAGCCGGCAUUCUGAGAACGGCCAGCGACCUUGCGGGGCAGUGGAGUACGUGGAAAAAUCACCCAGCCAGAACCUGAGCAACUUUGUUCCGAUCGACCUGGAGGAGUGGUGGGCAAAGCAGUUCUUGGCCAACAUUCAGAACUCCUAGAGGCAAGUGUCUGACGGGAGAAGAACACAGCCAGUGCCUCUGCCGUUUCCUCAUCUAUCCCUCCACCCUCAACGAUUCACACAAAGCAAAGACGUUUCUGUAAAAAACAAAUAAACUUAUAUGUUUGGCAGUGAC